GAGGGAAAAGCUCCACUGCGUGUAGUCGUCUUCCUCACGCGCGCGGCGCACCCAGAUCCAGGCGCCCAUCGCCGCGGCAGCAUCCGCCAUGGCUCCCACGGCGCCCUCGGCGGCGAAGUCCGCCUCCCCGUCCCAGCCCUCCGGGAAGAGCGAGGUGGCGGAUCUGAAGCAGCAGCUGCGGCAGCUGGCGGGGAGCCGAGCGCCCGACGCCGACGACCAGCGCCGGGACGUCUUCAAGCGGGUGAUCUCCUGCAUGACGGCCGGCAUCGACGUGUCGGCGGCGUUCGGGGAGAUGGUGCUCUGCUCCGCCACCUCCGACGCCGUGCUCAAGAAGAUGUGUUACCUCUACGUCGGCGUCCACGCGCGCAACCACCCGGACCUCGCACUCCUCACCAUCAACUUCCUCCAGCGCGACUGCCGCGACCAGGACCCCACCAUACGCGGCCUGGCACUCCGCAGCCUCUGCUCCCUCCGCGUUCCCAACCUGGUCGAGUACCUUGUCACGCCGCUCGCCACUGGGCUCAAGGAUCCCAGUGCUUAUGUCCGAAUGAUCGCUGCCGUUGGUGCCGCAAAGCUGUAUCACAUAUCUGCUACCGCCUGCCUUGAUGCUGACUUGCCUGCGGCCCUCAAAACGCUUAUGCUCUCUGAUCCUGAUGCACAGGUAGUUGCCAAUUGCAUGCAUGCAUUGCAGGAGAUCUGGACCCUAGAAGCAGCUAAGUCAGAGGAAGCUGCAAGGGAGAUUGAGACACUAUAUAGUAAACCAGUAGUAUUUUACCUUCUUAACAGGAUCAAAGAGUUCAGUGAGUGGGCACAGUGCCUUGUUCUAGAGUUAGUGUCAAAUUUCCUACCAUCUGAUAACAAUGAAAUUUUUGACAUCAUGAACCUUCUUGAGGACAGACUUCAGCAUGCAAAUGGAGCUGUUGUUUUGGCAACAAUCAAAGUUUUUCUUCAUUUGACAAUGUCAAUGACUGAUGUUCACCAGCAGGUUUAUGAGCGUAUAAAAGCACCACUGCUUACUCUUGUAGGAGCUGGGAGUCCUGAACAAUCAUACUCUGUGCUAUGCCAUCUGCAUCUUUUGGUGAUGCGUGCUCCAAUUCUAUUUUCCUCUGACUACAAAAGUUUCUACUGCCAGUUUAGUGAUCCUUCAUAUGUCAAGAAACUUAAACUUGAGAUGCUGACUGCUAUAGCAAAUGAGAGCAACACUUAUGAAAUUGUAACUGAGUUGUGUGAAUAUGCUGGAAAUGUUGAUGUACCUAUCGCACGAGAGUCUAUCCGAGCAGUUGGGAAAAUAGCUCUGCAGCAGUAUGAUGUGAAUGCUAUUGUUGACAGGCUUCUACAGUUCCUUGAAAUGGACAAGGAUUAUGUGACUGCUGAAACUCUUGUUUUGGUGAAAGAUCUUCUGAGGAAAUAUCCUCAAUGGAGCCAUGAUUGUAUAGCAGUUGUUGGAAACAUCAGUAGCAAAAAUAUCCAGGAGCCCAAAGGGAAAGCAGCUCUUAUAUGGAUGUUGGGAGAAUAUUCGCAAGACAUGCAUGAUGCUCCAUACAUCCUUGAGAGUCUUGUUGAAAAUUGGGAGGAAGAGCACUCUCCUGAGGUUCGCUUGCAUCUCUUGACUGCGGUGAUGAAAUGUUUCUUUAAGAGACCACCAGAGACACAAAUGGCACUAGGAGCUACAUUAGCUGCUGGUCUAUCUGACACUCACCAGGAUGUUCACGACCGGGCACUUUUCUACUAUAGGCUUUUGCAGUAUGAUCCUGCUGUAGCUGAACGUGUUGUAAACCCUCCCAAGCAAGCUGUGUCUGUAUUUGCAGAUACGCAGAGUGGUGAAAUCAAAGAUAGGAUAUUUGAUGAAUUCAACAGCCUGUCAGUGGUAUACCAGAAGCCAUCUUACAUGUUUACUGACAAGGAGCAUCGUGGACCAUUUGAGUACUCAGAGGACCUUACAAAUUUGACUGUUGGGGCAGAAACUACAGAAAACACCAUCUCAGCCCAAAGAUAUCAAGAAAAUGAUAAUGAUCUUUUGUUAAGUACUUCGGAUAAAGAGGACAACGCAACAGCUACCAGCAAUGGUUCUUCUGCCUCUACUUACAAUGCUCCUUCAGACUUGAGUGGUCCUUCAUUGCUAAGUUCACAAACACCAUCUGAAACUUCACUAAGAAAUCCUGGUGGACCUACAUAUUCGUCACAAUCCAACUUCAGUCUUGAUGACCUUCUCGGGCUUGGUGUUCCAGAAUCCCCUGCUCCUCCACCAGCUCCAGCAUUGACCCUCAACUCUAAACCUGUGCUGGAUCCUGGUACUUUCCAGAAGAAAUGGGGCCAGUUGGCCUUAUCCUUGUCUCAGGAAUGUACAUUAAGUCCACAAGGAGCAGCAUCAUUGAUGAAUCCUCAAUUACUCAUUCGUCAUAUGCAAAGCAACUACAUUCAGUGUAUUGCUUCAGGUGGCCAGCCCCCAAACUACAAGUUCUUUUUCUAUGCUCAGAAAGAUGGGGCUACGGCGUUCUUCCUUGUAGAAUGUAUCGUUAACACAGCAUCGGCGAAGGCACAGAUCAAAAUUAAAGCAGAUGACGGGACUGCUGCAGAGGCAUUUUCAACGUUGUUUCAAUCAGCUUUGUCCAAAUUUGGUCUUUCUUGA
Oryza brachyantha (malo sina) is the source of this 2629-nucleotide messenger RNA. RefSeq names its product beta-adaptin-like protein A. Gene Ontology annotation, cellular component: membrane coat; clathrin adaptor complex. The transcript is spliced from 11 exons. The record is from RefSeq and is a predicted model, not a curated record. Gene Ontology annotation, biological process: intracellular protein transport; vesicle-mediated transport. Gene Ontology annotation, molecular function: clathrin binding. Lineage: Eukaryota; Viridiplantae; Streptophyta; Magnoliopsida; Poales; Poaceae. Bases 89 to 2629 code for a protein of 846 amino acids.